Zea mays is the source of this 1825-nucleotide messenger RNA. RefSeq lists its product as uncharacterized. The transcript is spliced from 8 exons. Gene Ontology annotation, molecular function: protein binding. The record is from RefSeq and is marked provisional. NCBI's taxonomy places the organism in Eukaryota, Viridiplantae, Streptophyta, Magnoliopsida, Poales, Poaceae. The coding region runs from base 171 to 1589 and encodes 472 amino acids.
CGCUGCCCUCGGCGCUGCGCCUGGCCCCGGCACCUACCUCCCCCCUCCCCACCUCGCCGCCGGCGGGUGGAGUCGGGCUGGAGCAGCCGCUCUCCUCUGUUACCCCCUAACCCCCUAUAAAGAAAAAGAAAAAAACAGAGAGAGAGCGAGCGACCGGCGGCUCGGCAGCCAUGGGGCACGGCGUCAGCUGCGCCCGCACCGGUGACGAGCACGACUACUUCCGCGCGGCGCAGGUCGGGGACCUCGAGGCCCUGGAAGCGCUCCUCGACGCUGACCCCUCCCUUGCCCGCCGCGCCACGCUCUACGACCGCCUCUCCGCGCUCCACAUCGCCGCCGCGAAUGGCCGCCUCGAGGUGCUGUCAAUGGUCUUGGAUCACGGGGUGCCGCCGGACGUGGUGAAUCGGCACAAGCAGACGCCGCUGAUGCUCGCGGCGAUGCACGGCAAGACCGACUGCGUGCUGAAGCUCCUGCAGGCCGGCGCCAAUAUCCUCAUGUUCGACUCCCAGCACGGGCGGACCUGCCUGCACCACGCGUCCUACUUCGGCCACGUCGGCUGCCUGCAGGCCAUCCUCACGGCGGCGCGGACCACGCCGGUGGCCAACUCAUGGGGUUUCGCUCGGUUCGUCAACGUGAGAGACGACCACGGCGCCACGCCGCUCCACCUCGCCGCCAGGCAGGGCCGCCCCGGCUGCGUGCAGGCGCUGCUGGAGAACGGUGCCAUCGUCUCCGCUUUGACCGGCUCAUACGGGUUUCCUGGUAGCACGUCGCUGCACCUCGCCGCUCGCAGCGGGAGCCUGGAUUGCACCCGGAAGCUGCUCGCCUGGGGAGCGGAUCGUCUCCGGAGGGAUUCAGCAGGGAGGAUCCCUUACGCCGUGGCGCUGAAGCGCAACCACGAGGCGUGCGCGGCGCUGCUGAACCCGUCGGCGGCGGAGCCCAUGGUGUGGCCGUCCCCGUUCAAGUUCAUCAGCGAGCUGGAGCCGGAGGCCAAGGCGCUCCUUGAAGCGGCGCUGACGGAAGCCAACAGGGAGAGGGAGGAGAAGAUCCUCAGGGGCACCAAGCACUCUCCGCAUCCUCCCACCUGGGACCACGCGAGCGACGCCGCCGACGCCGACGCCAUCGACGACGCGUCCUCAGAUGCCAGCGCCAGCGACGCGGAGCUGUGCUGCAUCUGCUUCGACCAGGCGUGCACGAUGGAGGUGCAGGACUGCGGGCACCAGAUGUGCGCGCCGUGCACGCUCGCGCUGUGCUGCCACAGCAAGCCCGACCCGGUGACGCUAGCGCUGCCGUCGCCAGCCUGCCCGUUCUGCCGCGGCAGCAUCUCGCGGCUGCUGCUGGUGGCCCGGGCAAGCAGCGACGACGCAGACACCGAGAAGUCGGCGGCAGCGGCUGCGGCAGCGGCUGCCUCCUCCCCGCAGCUCGUCCGGCGGCGGUCCCGGCGGUCGCACAACCUCAGCGACGGCGGCAGCAGCAGCUUCAAGGGGCUGUCGUCCGCCGUGGCCGGUUCCUUCUCCAAGAUCGGGCGCGGGUCGAGCCGGACGAUGGCCGACAGCGACGGCUGCGGCGUGGACAAGCCCGAGCACGACCCGUGAUCGGCAUUGGAUCCUGCGCAUGUGGAGCCGAGCGCGGGGCCAUUUGCGGACAUCCAAUCGAAUCCAAGCCAAGCGUGACUGCUUGCUGCGAAAAUAACCGCAUCCUUUUCUUCUUCUUCUCCCCAUGUCCCUGUCUGUCAAUCCUAUUCUUGGGCGUGCCAGGAUUUGUUCACCUGGCCAUUGCCGUAUUCCAUUGUCACCGACCGGCUAUAGUAUAUAGUACUAGAUUCCAUUUC